AUGAAGGCUGCCAGCCAAAGGGCGAAAGCCUGCUCCGACGCUGCUCUCCCCCGGCUCCAGCAGCGGUUCCGUCGGCUUGGGUACAGCGAAGCGGACCUGACGUCCGCUUUACACUACGUAACACAAGAGGCGCCCCUGCUGAUCCACUUUAAGCCUCAGAUGGGCUUUGGGUUCUUUUCCACUAAGACGGUGCUCAAGGCCUUCCUUGAAGACACCCAUUACCGCAGCACGCGCGAGACGGGGAUCGGCGGGGGGGCCCGAGGGGUCUGGCGGGAGAAGAGGGAAAGGAUCCUGUUCGCGGGUCUGUACCUUCAAGACUCGUCGCCGUUUGAGCAUUUCAAGUACGGCUCGCUCAACGUGUUCAAGGAACCGGGGGGGAGCGCCCCCCGCUUCGGUCCGUGUUACAUCGAGCUCAAAUCUGACGUCAUGGAGCGAUGCACCUUCGUCUACCGGCCGUCGUUCGACGACCUGCACCAAGUCCCUGGCACCCGCGAGAACUUCGCCCAUACGUUGGCGGAAUUCGACGAUAAGGAGAUAGCGUGCCUCGUGGAGAGGCGUCCGUUUAAGUUGUUGAAUCCUACAGUGGGCGGAGAUGUUCUGGUAGAAGUCCAGAUACACGGUCCGCUGGAGUUCAAGCGCGACAUCAAGGAGCUGCGCUUCCCCCGUUCGACAAAGCGGAAGGUUCAGAAGCGGUUACAGAGAAGCAUUUGCGCGAACUUCAAGUCGGACAUGCUCAAUUCAGUUAAUUCCAAAACCGUGCCCGCACUGGGUUAA
Messenger RNA from Klebsormidium nitens, 774 nucleotides. The record is from the annotation of a GenBank genome assembly. Lineage: Eukaryota; Viridiplantae; Streptophyta; Klebsormidiophyceae; Klebsormidiales; Klebsormidiaceae.